Musa acuminata AAA Group (dessert banana) is the source of this 962-nucleotide messenger RNA. Its product is annotated as guard cell S-type anion channel SLAC1-like. Gene Ontology annotation, molecular function: voltage-gated monoatomic anion channel activity. Gene Ontology annotation, biological process: intracellular monoatomic ion homeostasis; transmembrane transport; stomatal closure. The record is from RefSeq and is a predicted model, not a curated record. Gene Ontology annotation, cellular component: membrane. The transcript has a single exon. Bases 166 to 900 code for a protein of 244 amino acids. Lineage: Eukaryota; Viridiplantae; Streptophyta; Magnoliopsida; Zingiberales; Musaceae.
UCGACCAAGUCAGGGUAAGUAAGAACAAAUCCUAAAGGCCAUCAUGUACUUGCAGUUGGCGCAAUUCGAGAUCGUGUCUACCUCGUGCAGGAUUGCGAGGACAUCCUCCUUCCCAAGGGCGAGGUGUGGCCGUUCCUCCUCCGCUUCCCGAUCGGGUGCUUCGGUAUGUGUCUCGGCCUCGGUAGCCAGGCAUUCCUGUGGAGAGCCCUCGCGUCGAGCCCGGCCAUGGCGUUCCUCCAUGUGACCCCUGACAUCAACCUCGUCUGCUGGCUUCUCGCGCUUGUAGUCUUCGUCUUCGUCUCCAUCACCUACAUCCUCAAGUGCGUCUUCUACUUCGAGGCCAUAUGCCGUGAGUACUACCACCCCGUCCGAGUCAACUUCUUCUUCGCGCCGUGGAUCGCCUGCAUGUUCCUGGCUAUCGGUGCCCCGGCCAGGCUUGCGCCGAAACAGCCCCACCCGGCCAUCUGGUGCACCUUAAUCGCACCCGUCUUCGUCCUGGAGCUAAAGAUCUACGGGCAAUGGCUGUCGGGGGGUAAGCGCCGGCUGUGCAAGGUGGCCAAUCCAUCGUGCCACCUCUCGGUGGUCGGCAACUUCGUCGGCGCGAUCCUGGCGGCCAAGGUAGGGUGGGAGGAGGCCGGCAAGCUCCUAUGGGCGGUCGGGCUAGCGCACUACCUCUGCUUGUUCGUUACCCUGUAUCAGCGGCUGCCGACCACCCAGGCGUUGCCCAAGGAGCUGCACCCCGUGUACUCCAUGUUUAUUGCGACGCCGGCGGCGGCAAGCAUCGCGUGGAGUGCCAUUUACGGGAAGUUCGACGCCGUGGCGAGGACCUUCUACUUCAUCGCCCUCUUCCUCUACUGCUCCCUCAUCGUGCGCAUCAACUUCUUCAGAGGAUUCAAGUAAACAACUCCCCAAGCGAACACAAGAAUCCUUCUCUCGUAAGCUCAUAAUCGGCAGUUUUUGAA